Suillus clintonianus is the source of this 790-nucleotide messenger RNA. RefSeq lists its product as uncharacterized. The transcript has a single exon. NCBI's taxonomy places the organism in Eukaryota, Fungi, Basidiomycota, Agaricomycetes, Boletales, Suillaceae. The record is from RefSeq and is a predicted model, not a curated record. The coding region runs from base 83 to 694 and encodes 203 amino acids.
UUGAUCCUCCUCGCUGCGUACUAGUUAACUUAUUCCAGAGACGCCCGACUGAAAAUCCGUGUUGCUCGGCAUCUUAUUGAUCAUGCCCCUUAUCAAACGAUUCAGCGCAUCCGAUGAAUACUCCCGCUUAUUAUCUACCUCCCGAACCCAUGACAAAGAGCGUGAGUCAAUUCCAUUCCCCAUCAACACAGCAUGCGCCUCAAAACCCAAUUUGCUAACACCAACACCACCGCUACCAGAUGAAAACACAAACACAGAACAAGGGACACCCUGGCAAAUCGCCCUAGUACCCCUCCUAAAAGAAACCCAAGCAACGUUCCGCAGUCUCCGCCUCGACCCUGACUCGCAUUUCAGUCAAGAUAACAUCUUCCGAUUCUCAGCUCCGUUCUUCACUUUUGCAUGUGCCUUAGCGUCCGUCGCCACCGCUCUCCGUAAGGACUCGGAUACUAGUAUGAUGCCUUCUCCGAUACCACGGGCUUUGUCACUCGCGGAGAUGAGUUUGGGCGUCUUUGUGCUGCUUGCGGGAGUCUUCCUGGCUUUGGCUGUUUUAAGAGCGAUUAUAUGGGGCGGAGCGGUGGCUGUUGAUGCGUUUUUGCUUGUGGAUAUCGAGAGUUUCGGCGUUUCGGCGAGUCCGGAAAACGACAGAUCAAAACUUAACCAACGGAGCAUCUUGUUCAGUGGGUUGUUCUCGUAGGAACGGUCGUCCACUUCUGGCAUAGGUUGGGACGAACGAAGAGAUCUUCUGGUUGGCCUUCUCGCACUAGUAAACCUUUCAAGCGGCCCGCCGGCG